AUGGCCAUCCCAAAAAACUUCAUUGCAGGUAUCAAACAGCUUGUCAAAUCAUGUCCUCAUUUGACACAUUUAGACCUCAGUGAUGGAGUUUUGUUAACUGCAAGGUCUUUAGAUGAAAUUAUCAAACUAAAGCACUUGGUUCAUCUAGGCCUUAGCCGAUGUUACAACAUCCCGCCAAUGGCUUUCAGUUCCUUCUCACAGAUGAAAUCUCUCAAAACACUACAGAUCUUUGGUCUUCUUAACACAGAGGGAAUUGAGGUCUUAAGGGCAGAAAUUCCAAACAUCACUGUGAACAAGUCAUUUUUCUCAAUGAUUGCCAGGCCAGUUGGAUCUGUGUACUAUGGAACAAUCUGGGGUGUGCAAUGCAAAGGAUAG
This is a messenger RNA of Orbicella faveolata, 375 nucleotides long. RefSeq names its product S-phase kinase-associated protein 2-like. Lineage: Eukaryota; Metazoa; Cnidaria; Anthozoa; Scleractinia; Merulinidae. The record is from RefSeq and is a predicted model, not a curated record.